Aspergillus ibericus CBS 121593 is the source of this 359-nucleotide messenger RNA. RefSeq lists its product as uncharacterized. Lineage: Eukaryota; Fungi; Ascomycota; Eurotiomycetes; Eurotiales; Aspergillaceae. The record is from RefSeq and is a predicted model, not a curated record. The transcript is spliced from 2 exons. The coding region runs from base 8 to 220 and encodes 70 amino acids.
CAAGGACAUGCCCCACGAGCUGUUCGGUGAAAAGGGAAGCAUUUCCAGCAUCCGCCUGCCAAGUAACCCCGGGUCGGGCCGCCGUAAGGAUUCGGCUACGUCCGGUACUCGCCCGGUGAUGAGGACGAGCAGUGCUGAGGCGGCUGACCGCCCCGUGCAUCUGGACAUUUCGGAAGCACCGAGGCUAGGCCUAAGGUUGGACACGGCGCGUGUCGGCUAGAGAAGACCCCGAGGUAAUCUGGGGCUGGCCACAUUGUCAUUGCAUUCUGAGUAUUGGUGGAUAGAAACUCCGCAGAGUUAGUUUUCGCUGUUCUUUCAUGCGCUUCACAACUUGCCGCGUGAUUUAUGCUCAACUAUUU